AUCAAGAAACAGCAGCAGGAUGUCAUGGGCUUCUUGGCAGCCAAUAAGAUUGAGUUUGAGGAAUGUGACAUCGCAGCUGAUGAAGACAACAGGAAGUGGAUGCGAGAACACGUCCCCGAGGAUUUCCGACCGGAGACAGGGAACCCUUUACCUCCUCAGAUCUUCAAGGAGGACAGAUACUGUGGGAACUAUGAGGCGUUCUUCUGUGCCCGUGAGGACAAUGCUGUGUAUGCGUUUCUGGGCUUGACGGCGCCUCCAGGCUCAAAGGAAGCAGAAGCACUGUCUGAGAAAAUGCAGAUGUAAUCUAGAGAAGCGGUUCUAGCAGAGCUGAAGAACUCCUGCACUUUCUGAUGAUUGAGUUUCUUUUCUUGUUGGUUCUUUUUUUUCUUUCUUUGCACCCAUUAAAUGAUGUGAUGAAUUAUUUGUCUACUCAAAAGUCCAUCUUAUUGAUUGAACUGUUCAAACUGAAAAGAAAGCAUGUCUGCAGUCGUCCAAAUAGACGAGCAAACUUGAUUUUAAUUAUAUUUAUUAAUUCCUCUAAUGUUUAAGCAUGCAGUUUUUGUUAUGUUUAUGCAUGAAUAUUCUUGAUUAUAUAUGCGGUUCAAGUUACAUUUAAUAAGUGCGCGCAUAUUCAGGGUUUCUGCAGGUCUUAAAAACUCUUAAUUUUACCUUUCACAAAUUAAAGCCUUAAAAGGUUUUAAUUAGGAGCAGAAAGUCUUACAUUCAUAAAGGCAGGGUGUUAAAUGCUUCAUGC
Sinocyclocheilus grahami is the source of this 754-nucleotide messenger RNA. Its product is annotated as SH3 domain-binding glutamic acid-rich-like protein. NCBI's taxonomy places the organism in Eukaryota, Metazoa, Chordata, Actinopteri, Cypriniformes, Cyprinidae. The record is from RefSeq and is a predicted model, not a curated record. The annotation marks the transcript as partial. The transcript has 3 exons. Gene Ontology annotation, cellular component: cytoplasm.